This is a messenger RNA of Camellia sinensis, 1385 nucleotides long. The record is from RefSeq and is a predicted model, not a curated record. Lineage: Eukaryota; Viridiplantae; Streptophyta; Magnoliopsida; Ericales; Theaceae.
UCGAGCCUACUUUGAACUGGACAUUAGGCGGGGCAACAUUGGCGCCCAUACAUUUCACUUCAUUCCCCUGCUUCGUCUCUAAUCUCUCUCUCUCUCUCUCUCUCUCCACAACCACCACAUCCAUGGACUCCGACGCCGAGUCCGCUCUCAUCUCCAAACUCUAAUCCUUCGAUCUCCACCACCUCCACCACCUCUUCUUCGAUUACUUAGGCCAUUCACUGAUCUCACCACCACCACCAAGCCCAAAAGAUCCAAAAAACCAUCAAACGCCGCCGCCGAAGACCACCAAUCCUCCUUCUGAUCUCUCGCCAAGAAGUUCCUCUCCUUCCUCAAUCGCUCCCUCUCUCUAAUCCCCAAACGCCUCUCCGAAACCCCCAAACUCGACCCCCAACUCGCUCUCCAAUUGUUCACCACUUACAAGCUCUGCUUGAAUUGCUUGUAACUUAUCUCUUCUCAGUUGUCCUGUAAACCCUACUCCUUUCACAUCCAGAGGGCUCGCUUGAUUCAUUGCUUUGAGGCCUGGGGACGCUACGGUGAUGCUGAAAUAGAGGGGUUUUCGGUUCUGGAGAGUCUUCGGGGGAUUGAGAUUGGCGGUACGGGGUCGAAAUUGGUGAAGAAGAAGUUUCAGUAUGUUCCGAAUUUGGGAAAUGAGAGUGUGGAUCAUGAGUUUGCUUUUUUGGAUGUGGAGAUUGUUGUGACGCUUGUGAAGUGUGUUUCUAUGAAGCAAAGCAAAGAGGAAGGACAUUACCGGAGGGUACUCACUUUGGUGGAUGAGGUCUCACCAUGGUUCAGGGUUUUGGAUGCAAGUGCACAUGAGAAGUUGCACAGGAUUCUUGUGACAAAUCUGAGUAAAUGUACUUUAUUUUUGGUUGGAGACCUAACGUGUUUCAACAAGGAUCUGUUGUGUGAGGUCUGCUCAGCAACAUUUGCCGAGUACCCAAAAUCAAAUAUGAAAGAUCAACUGCCUAAGGUUAGGGUGUUAUGUGAGAAGGCUAAGGGGAUUCUAUUGGAAGAAAGUAAUGUGACCAUCUUUUGUCUUGACUCUUCCCGAUAGGAAUAAACAAACUUGUCCAAUAUGCCAUAUAAUGUGGAAGUAGUAAACAGUUCAAAUUGAUUCUUAUUCUUCACUAAUUCUUCACUUUGAUUCUUAUGUUUAUAAGUAUAUUUUUCUGUACUGCUAGUUAUCAGUACUUGAUACAUUGAUGCCUCUUGUAUUUUUCUGCACUUAUUACGCACAUUAUCCCAUAGUGAUUAACUUUAUGAUAUCUUGAAUUGAAUUGGCAUCAGGGUUCUUCACAAUCUGCCAUCCUCGGUGAAGCCACCAUCAACUUGUUGAUUAUGCUGAUGUACUGAAGCCUUCUGCCAUUGCACUGCCUCUACAUGGA